AUUUCGACGGCGGUAAAACUGUGUGCGCGGUGACGUCACUUCCUCUUUCGACUCGACCUCCUCGACAUGGCGCCGGUAAGACAGACUGUGGUAAAAAAGAACAAAAAGAGAACUUCCUGGAAGUUCACUUUAGACUGCACUCAUCCUGUGGAGGAUGGCAUUCUAGACUCUGCAAACUUUGAGACAUUUCUCAGAGAGAAGGUGAAGGUUAAUGGCAAAACAGGCAAUCUUAGCGGUGUAGUUCAGAUUGCUCGCCAGAAGAACAAGAUCAGCGUCACGUCAGAAAAGCAGUUCUCCAAGAGGUAUCUGAAAUAUCUCACAAAGAAGUACCUGAAAAAGAACAAUCUUCGGGACUGGCUGAGAGUGGUCGCAUCUGACAAGGAGAGUUACGAGCUGCGUUACUUCCAGAUUAGUCAAGAUGAUGAAUCUGAGUCUGAUGAAUGAAGCAUUCCUUUUUGAAGAGGGAUGGCCCUGUAUUGAAGUCCUAUGCAAAUGAUUACUUCUUUUGUGUGGAAUUUGAUUGUUUGUAAAUAAACGGACGGAUAUACGUGAAACAAAAA
Messenger RNA from Astyanax mexicanus (Mexican tetra), 560 nucleotides. RefSeq names its product ribosomal protein L22-like 1 (gene rpl22l1). Gene Ontology annotation, biological process: cytoplasmic translation. Lineage: Eukaryota; Metazoa; Chordata; Actinopteri; Characiformes; Acestrorhamphidae. Gene Ontology annotation, molecular function: RNA binding; structural constituent of ribosome. The record is from RefSeq and is a predicted model, not a curated record. The transcript has 4 exons. Gene Ontology annotation, cellular component: ribosome. The coding region runs from base 67 to 444 and encodes 125 amino acids.